Serpula lacrymans var. lacrymans S7.9 is the source of this 843-nucleotide messenger RNA. RefSeq lists its product as uncharacterized. The record is from RefSeq and is a predicted model, not a curated record. The transcript has 3 exons. NCBI's taxonomy places the organism in Eukaryota, Fungi, Basidiomycota, Agaricomycetes, Boletales, Serpulaceae. Bases 43 to 228 code for a protein of 61 amino acids.
AUUGCUGGUGGCGUGCACUCAUCCCAAAACCGUAACAAAAUCAUGGAUGCGGAUGGUAUAGCUCUUAUACCUGGUUUUUUUGUUCACACUAUCGAAUGUGGGCGCAGUAUCAGAUGCAGCGAACAAUGGAUGAAGCCAUGCCACCUUAUGAAACCUCUUACGCAUUAUUCUCCAACAGGAAGCCUGCUUUCCGCUAAUUCCGAAUGGUCCAAAGUGCUUGUCUUCUGACCUGCUAGUUCUUCAAAUAGCCAUGCCGCUAUCGCAUAAGUGUUUCCAGUAUCUGAAUCGAUCCUCCCUCUCCACUUCUGAUCUCUUGGAAAUCAGUUUGCUCUUUGGUAUCUGGAAACCCUGGAAGCAGGCGCCAUCUGUUUUAGUACGUCACGACGAUCAUGUGUAGUGCAUCUGACUGCCUACCCUGUGCCCAUCGCAGACACAUUCCUCCGAAGGAAUCAGCGCGGUCUCGUGGCGGCUUGCAACCACCCGGCUACAACUGACUACGGUCACUGGGUAUAGCCACUCCACUCUUUUCCCUGCACGCAACCAAUGUGAUCCCAUGAGUCGUCCCAUCCCGUGUCCGAACCUCUCUGGCUUCUACUCGGGGAAAACACUAGCUUCCUCCCAAUAAUAUCCCCGGCUUACCUCAUGUUUAAGUACUCUUCUGAUGACAUCUCUUUCAAUGUGAUGCCAUCUGCCGCACAGUCAACGUACGGAACUGUCGUAGGCCCACUAUCACCUGGAUUUGGGAUGUAUCAUGCCGUUUGAAAGGUCGAUAGCGCAAUAUCAACGCCCCGUGACAGUAUUCUGGCGGUUACUUACGCGCUGUUCUAUCGACUGCCCUGCACC